CGAUAACGUCUGCAGGUUAUCGGUAGCCGCAACUCCACUUUCAACGCAUACAGAAUUUGCAAAACCGCAGAAAAUUAAAAAAUCCCAGGAUUAUACGCAAAUUAUAGGCAAAAGAGGACUGCAAUUACCAACCUAGAACAGAAAUCGUGAAACAGCAGUUGCAAUCUCGAUUGCCAGAAGGUUCUCAAGCAGCACCACCCGAGGAAAAGCGCACCGGAAGAGCUGCUCAUGAGUAGUCAUCGAGACGGAGCCGGAGCCGAUCGAAUCACAAUCAAAAUCCAUAACAUGAAGCGAAGCGCCUCGCGCUCCCCGGGUCCGGCCUCCAGGAGCAGUUUAUCGCGGAACUCACGGAGCAUGGGUCGUGGUUACGACAACGGCAGCGGAGUGCCGGGCGACUCUCCGGAGCGCCUGUCGCCGGAGCGGAUGCGUCGCCGCUUGGAGCGCUCGCCGAGUCCACGUGGCCGUUAUGGCUCCCCGCAUCGUGAACCCUACAUGCGAGGUCCUCCGCCUGCGGAACGACCCGCCGGUUACAAGGUCCUGUGCGUCAGCGCCCUGCCGCCAAAGGCUCCGGAUGAUUUUAUAGAGGAGACACUUUAUCGCGAGUACAAGAAGUUUGGAGACUUUAGUGUGCGACUGGCUCACGACCUCGACGAAAGGGUGGCUUACGUUUGUUUUAGAACGCCGGAAGAUGCGCGCGAAGCCAAACACCACAAGCCGCGGCUUAUUAUCUAUGAUAAGAUGGCCAUAGUAGAGCCGGUGUACAAGUCCACAACCAGGCCAGAGUACAGACCCCGUGGGCACUCGAUGUCGCCGCCAGACUAUGAGCGCUACCACUAUUCGCGUUCACCUAUGGGCCAAGGAGUUCCUUUGGAUCAUCGCCGUCCGCCACUUGAUCCCUAUGACCGUUACGGCCCGCCUCAUAUGCAUCCCCACGCAGUGCAUCCACGAGAUUACCGGCCAAUGCACCAUGAAUAUCCCCAUCCUCCACGCGGUCCACCUCUGCAUCGCGGGGGUCAUCCGCACCACCUCCAUGGGCACGCACCGCCCCAUCAGUACGCUCCAAUGAGGCCACUAGCACCACGUCCACACGCUCCGUACGAAAAGCCGGAAAGCAAGAAGGACAAGUUCCCCAAUUAUUUGCACCACGUUCAACCCGAGGAUGAUCCGCUCUCCACACGUACACUGUUUGCGGGAAAUUUAGAGGUGACAAUCGCCGAUGACGAACUGCGUCGUAUAUUUGGCAAGUACGGUGUGGUUGAUGAUAUUGACAUCAAGCGCCCACCGCCGGGAACGGGAAACGCGUUCGCGUUUGUGCGGUAUCAAAACCUGGACAUGGCCCACCGUGCAAAAAUAGAGUUGUCCGGACAGUAUAUUGGCAAGUUCCAGUGCAAGAUUGGAUACGGCAAGGUGACCCCGGCGACUCGUAUGUGGAUCGGAGGUUUGGGCGCCUGGACCUCAGUCACUCAACUAGAGCGUGAAUUCGAUCGCUUCGGUGCAAUAAAGAAGAUCGAGUACCAGAAGGGAGAGCCGUACGCCUACAUUCAGUACGAGACAGUGGAGGCGGCCACGGCGGCUGUAAAGGAAAUGCGAGGAUUCCCAUUGGGCGGACCAGAGCGCCGUCUGCGCACGGACUUUGCAGAGUUGCCGGGCGCCACACCGGCGGCACCAUUCAAGGGCUCAAAACCACCAUAUGAUGAAAGUGCUUUGGAGUACCGACGACCGGAGUAUGAUCCGUACUAUGAGGAGUCCGCGGCGUACGCACCACGAGGGGGUUACUCCCCAUAUCCACCCAGAGGUGGUUACCGAGGACGUGGUGGUUAUCGCGGAAGGGGACGAGGCAUGUACCACUACCACAAUGAUGUGCACAGGCCACCACAUCCUGGAUCCUUGGGUGGUUCUUCUUCGUCGGUGCCGCCGCCCGGAGGUGUGGAUGAUGAGUGGCGACGCCCUCCUGGAGAAUCUUACGACAGAGGAGCCCGUUCCAGCUCUAGGGAGCCUGGCGCGGAACGUUCUCGGUCCAGAUCGCCCUUGAAGCGGGCUCGUUCUCCCGGAUCCGAUUCCGACACCUCGACUCGCCGUAACGAUGCUCUUGGCUCGGCCAGUACGGUGCCGGAGGUGGCACGCAAGUGCAGUACCGUGUGGACCGGAGCACUGAUUCUCAAGAGCUCCCUAUUCCCAGCCAAGUUCCAUCUGACGGACGGAGACACAGAAAUUGUAGAAUCGUUGAUGCGUGACGAAGAGGGCAAGCACAAUUUACGCAUCACCCAGCGGCUGCGCUUGGAUCCUCCAAAACUUGACGAUGUGCAAAAGCGAAUUGCAUCCUCAUCGUCGCAUGCUAUCUUUAUGGGCUUGGCCGGCUCCACGAACGAUACCAAUUGCGACGAUGCCAGUGUGCAAACGCGUCCGCUGAGAAACCUGGUCUCCUACCUUAAGCAGAAGGAGGCGGCUGGCGUAAUAUCGCUGCUUAACAAGGAGACGGAGGCCACUGGCGUGCUUUACGCCUUUCCGCCCUGCGACUUUUCCACGGAGCUGUUGAAGCGCACCUGCCACAGCCUCACGGAAGAGGGACUGAAGGAGGACCACCUGGUUAUUGUGGUGGUACGUGGCGGCACGGCCUAAGGCCGUUUGGCGUUUUAGGUAUGGAGAUCCAAGAGCUGAACAAACUGGAGGUAAUAACUAGCCGCAGUGCUCAAGGGAAGACUCCGCCACACAUAACUUUAAUCUAGCAACCGUAGUCGUAUCUUAGAUGCCUCUCUCAAAAGGAGGAGGACGAACUGAGGGUCACAUACAUGCGAGGGUCGUGUAUGUGCGCCCUUAAGCACCGCACACACACACACACACACAGACACACUUGAUGCACACAUUCAGAGACAUGAGCAGAACCGAGGAGACAUCACCCACACCUCAUGACCCCAGACCCAUAUCAAUUAACCAUUAAUCAACCUUCUUUUGCAGACAGGAUUUCUCUUUAUGGUUUCAUUUCAAGUUCUCGAUGUGUUAGUGACAGUGAAGUUUAUACAUCUCUUUAUUAUUGUGCUACAAAGUUUGAAAAAAUAAUGUAUUUAAAAUCUACUCAUACAGUUUUUCCAAUUUUAUUAUGUUAAAGUGUACAACUGAGAAUGGAAAAAAAAAACACAAGUAAACAACCUUAUAUUUUCUAAAAACAACUAUUUGAGUGUCCGCUUAUGAUCAACAAAUAGUGAAAAAUAAUCCUGAUGAAACAGUUUUUGUGUUCCUUAAAGUUGAUUUUCUAUUUUAAUUUGUGUUACGCUGAUGGUUUUGCCUUUGGUCUUUUCUUUGUGAAAGAUGAUGAAAUUACAGUGCGACAAGAAGUGCACCAAGUAAUGGUCUGAUUGUCAAGUUAAAGUCCAAAACGAAGAUUACAAAGUGUUCCCAGAAUUUGGUUUGCAGUGCGAUUCUCCCGUAAAAAAGCAAUCAGUGCAAAGUGAUUAAUUCUGGCUGAGCUUCAGCUCCCCUCGAUCUCCCUGAGGUUCCUUUGUGUUUUUUUAGCCUGUGGGUGCGUGAAAGUGGCUACCAAAUCCAAAUCGUGUUCCGAUCCCCGAUCAAUAUCCGUCUUCCAUCCGAAAAGAGAACGUCGUGUAGCAUUUGCUCCAAAAUGUUUCUGCUGUUUGAUUGGGUUUGGCAAUUGUUACAUUGGUUUUCUUGUGGCUGCUCUCAACAGAAUGGUGUUUUGUUUAUAAUUUAUACAUGCGUUCAUGCGACAUUUAUGUUUCUGUGAGUUCAAGUGUCAUUUCACGGACCGAAAUCAAAUAAGAUACGAUAAUAACCCAAGUAGAUGGCCCAGUGCAUGUGCUGUGUAUGCGUGUGUUCUCAAAUAUAUUAUUUAUAUAUAUACGAGCUGAUAAUCUGUACACUCAUAAAUAGUAAUACCGAUCAAACGCAGUUAAUCCACAAAAUUAGGCAGAGUUCGAGUUAUUUAUGCUUCAAAAAAUAUUAUAUAAAACCAUUAUACUGCUACUGCUAUUUAAAUAAACGUCAAAUAUUGAUCCCAAA
This is a messenger RNA of Drosophila ficusphila, 4014 nucleotides long. RefSeq names its product RNA-binding protein spenito (gene nito). The record is from RefSeq and is a predicted model, not a curated record. Gene Ontology annotation, cellular component: nucleus. The coding region runs from base 229 to 2619 and encodes 796 amino acids. Lineage: Eukaryota; Metazoa; Arthropoda; Insecta; Diptera; Drosophilidae. Gene Ontology annotation, biological process: regulation of alternative mRNA splicing, via spliceosome. Gene Ontology annotation, molecular function: mRNA binding. The transcript has 3 exons.